This is a messenger RNA of Trypanosoma rangeli, 1122 nucleotides long. RefSeq lists its product as uncharacterized. The transcript has a single exon. The record is from RefSeq and is a predicted model, not a curated record. Bases 1 to 1122 code for a protein of 373 amino acids. NCBI's taxonomy places the organism in Eukaryota, Euglenozoa, Kinetoplastea, Trypanosomatida, Trypanosomatidae.
AUGGUGCCCUGUAGGAGUAGCCAAGCCCUACUGCUUCGCCCCUUCAGCAGCUGCUGGCGUCGCCCUGCAUGCACUCUGUUGCCGUUCUUGCUAUCCCCACGGAUCCUGCAGACGGCCGCAUGUACACCACUGACACUGCACACACGUUGCUUUUCUGCGCCAAAGGGUGGUGAGAGCGGCAAGGACGCUGACGCGUCCGAGGAGUACGUCUUUGACCCCACCCUUAGUGUGCAGAAGGAUGCAGCACUCAGCAUGGCGAAGAAAAGCCUAGAUGCCAUUAUUCGUGAUCUUCUUCCUGCGAAUGCCCCAGACUCGGCGACGCAGAGGGUGAAGACGUACCUGCAGCAGCAUCCCAUUGAUACUCUCAUUACACAGCCGAAGGUGCAUAUCACCCACGUGGAGGACCCUGAGUCUGGCACGGAGGCGAAACUGUCUUUAAGCCCCUGUGACUUGUCAGAGGCGCUGGAGCAGGCCCAAGGGCGUGGAAUGAAUCUUGUGCAAAUGGGAACUCGCGGGGAUAUGGCGUACUGUCGUAUUCGCCGUGAGAUUCCCCGCAUUUUAGGUCUUGUGAGUGCCGAACUCGAGGCCCUGCUUGAGCAGGAGAAGCAGGAGGGAUCCAGCCAUCGUGUGGAGCAUGAUGAGGCAGGAGGCAAAUUGCGUGAGCAGGUGGACCACCAGUUUCGUGACGUGGUUGAUGCACACUUUGUGGGGUGGAAAAGCAGAAAGAUUGUGGAAGAUAUUAAGAGGCGUCACCCUGUCAAAGUCACCAUCAAGGAGUUUCAGUCUCCUGAUGCCGCGAUCAGUAAAAUACGUGAGAUGUGUCAGGCGAUGCAGCGGUAUGCCGAGGAGAAAGGGAUCUAUCACCACUUCACGAGCAUUGUCGCAAACGACAGGGAAGUGAGUGUCUCCUUUGCGCCCUCCCUCCCGUCGGCGAAGAGUAGCGCGUGGAAGCACAUUAAAUACCCCAAGGAGAAGGAGUGGGCGCAUGCCAAUAAACGCAUGGAGGAGGCCUGUCGCAAGAGUGGCCGCCACGGCACAUACAUGAAAAACAACCAGCUGAAGCCACGAUCACUGGGACAGACCUUGUUCCGUGUAGACAAGUACGGUAGGAAGAUUGAAUAA